Molecule: messenger RNA, 1255 nt
Organism: Linum trigynum
Lineage: Eukaryota; Viridiplantae; Streptophyta; Magnoliopsida; Malpighiales; Linaceae
Source: the annotation of a GenBank genome assembly
UUAAAUAUGAUGAAGAGGUGGGUAUAGGCCUUAUAAUAGAGGAGAAAAUCUCAGUUGUCCAUCCACCAAUAUAUCCAACAAAAUACUAUACCGCCAAAAACAGAGUGAAUUUUGAGCAAUCUAUUCCCAGAAAGAUGAAUGUCAACGAGUUGAUCAACCAGGCGGGUGAGUGGGAUUUAGAGAUGAAACCUGAUGAGGGGCUUGUGGCCAAUCGAAACACUCUGGUGGGAAAAAUCUUUUCUGAGAGGUCUAUUAGCCUUAGAGCUUUGAGAGGGAUGGUGAUGAGGGCAGCCUGGGUUGAUAAUCCCAGACCAAAAAUGCAGGAGAUGCUCAAUAUUCAACCAUUGGAGGACAACACCUUCGUUUUUUAUUUUGAAAAGAAGGCCGAGAUGGAGGCAAUCUGGAGCGACCGACCUUGCCCAAUCUCUGGGACAGUGAUGCAGCUGAAGAAACCCUCUGCUUUUGAAGAUUCAAAGGAGGUAAAGUUCCAAACUAUAGAGUUCUGGGUUCAAGUGCAUAAUCUGCCAGAAGCCUAUCGAUAUGAAGGAAACAUAUCAUUGAUGGAGAGAAUGUUCCAUAGAGUCACCGAAAUUGAUCGUGCUGCCUUUCAAGCCCAGAUCUACCGGAAGUUUAUCAGGAUCUUCAUUGAGGUUGAUGUUUCGAAAUCCCUCCCAGAUGGAUUCUACAUAAGACAGCAGCAGAAGAGGAUCUGGGUUGAGUACAAAUAUGAGAGGCUGUACUCCCUAUGCUAUUUCUGUGGAAAGGUUGAGCACACCAAACUUGACUGCGAGAUGAAGAAGGUCUGUGAUGCGAAUGGUUCUCCCUACCCAGCAAUGGAGAGAUGGGGGCCAUGGACAAGGGCAAGCUCUCCAAUCUUCUCCCCACGAACAAAUCAACAGAGAGAUCUGGAGCACACCUUGAAUCGGGACGCCAACUCCGCAAACAACAACUCCCCAAUAGGGAUGCUCAACCAAUCACCGCGACAGCGGGUAGCUCGAUAGGUAACGCUAACCAGAUGGGCCCACAAGUCUUGACCUUCUCACCAAGGCCAAAUCAGUCCCCUUUUUCGAGUAAUGGUCAGAACUUUACUCUCUCAACGGAUCUAUUCCAUUCCCCUGAUUUCUUCUCUCCAACCCCCCAAAAUUAUCCCACCACUGCUCAGAACCAAGAACUGAUUUGCUCGCCUCCCCAAAGUGAUAAGGUAGCUAGAAACCUUUUCGGAAAUUUCUCAGUCCAACAAACAAAUCAGGUGUCG